Molecule: messenger RNA, 2930 nt
Organism: Protopterus annectens (West African lungfish)
Lineage: Eukaryota; Metazoa; Chordata; Ceratodontiformes; Protopteridae
Gene: BBS2
Product: Bardet-Biedl syndrome 2
Exons: 17
Coding region: 438-2423 (661 amino acids)
Biological process (GO): non-motile cilium assembly
Cellular component (GO): membrane; BBSome; motile cilium
Molecular function (GO): protein binding
Source: RefSeq, a predicted model, not a curated record
AGUACCAGUUUACCGGACGUGACGUAAUUGAUAUGGCAACCAGGUGACGCUUUCCCAAUGUCUGAACGAGAAGGGAAGUAUUUGGUUAGAAAGCAAUUUUCGAAGAGAUAAUGCAUUCUUACAGUUGAAACUUUGUUACGAAAAAAAAAAACGCUGGGUAAAGUUAUUCACAUAGGUGCUGAUUUUUUUUUUACCGUGAUAUUCAUAAAAAGCUUUGGAAAAUGUGUGAGUAAGCACUCUGGAGAUGAAAAUUUACACUAGUUACCACUAAGAAUUAAAUUUAUUCAUUCCAGAUACAAAUAUUCAGUUCUCACACUUUGCACUCUGCAAGCAGACUAGACAAGGAAACCAUGAAGCAACUUCAGAUAAAUUGACACUUUCCGUAUGCCUUCUGCCAUUACUCCUGAGCUUCAAUCCUUGCCCCCAAAGUCCUGAUCAUGCUUGUUCCUAUCUUUACUUUGAAGCUGAAUCACAAAAUAAAUCCCCAGAUGGUGACAGUGGGAAAAUAUGAUGGGGUGCACCCUUGUUUAACUGCUGCAACGAAGGCUGGAAAGAAAAAUAGUUUGCUAAACGUAUCUUAUUUCUAUGUUCAGGUGGCAGAUGGAGCAAAUGCUAUUGUACUUGGGCAGCUUGGUGAGAUUGUGUCUCCUUUAGCAAUUAUUGGUGGAAACUGCACUCUUCAAGGAUUUGAUCAUGAAGGAAAUGACCCCUUUUGGACGGUCACUGGGGACAAUGUUCGGUCUUUGGCAUUUUGUGACUUUGACAGCGAUGGAAAAAAUGAGCUACUUGUAGGAUCUGAAGACUAUGACAUUAGAGUUUUCAAAGAAGAUGAAAUCUUGGCAGAGAUGACAGAAACUGAGACAAUCACAUCUCUCUGCCACAUGCAUGGCAGUCGAUUUGGCUAUGCCCUAGCAAAUGGCACAGUUGGCGUGUAUGAUAAAAUGUCUCGCUACUGGAGAAUUAAAUCUAAAAACCAUGCAUUGAGCAUCCAUGCAUUUGAUCUGAACUCUGAUGGUGUUUGUGAGUUAAUCACAGGCUGGUCUAAUGGAAAGGUUGAUGCACGUAAUGAUCGUACAGGGGAGGUGAUUUUUAAGGACAAUUUCAGUUCUUCAAUUGCAGGUGUAGUAGAAGGAGACUACAGGCUGAAUGGGCAGAACCAGCUCAUUUGCUGUUCUAUCGAUGGGGAAGUAAGGGGGUAUAUGCCUGCAAACCAAGAGAUGAAAGGAAACUUGAUGGACACAAGUGUUGAGCAAGAUCUUAUUCGUGAGCUGAGUCACCGGAAACAGAACUUGCUCCUAGAACUCCGAAACUAUGAAGAGAAUGCAAAGCAGGCUGUGGUUGACACACAGGUGGGAGAAACAGAUGCUCAGAUGGGGGUUAUCCCAGUGAGCACACAGCUGCAAACAGCUCUUUCAGUUAAUUUGGGAUCUGAAAGCCAAUCUCCUCAUGUAGAACUGAACAUUUCAACAUCAAAUGAUACAAUUAUACGGGCAGUACUAAUUUUUGCUGAAGGAAUAUUUGAAGGUGAAAGUCACGUUGUACAUCCUUCUGUACAGAAUCUCUCAGGUCAUAUUUGUGUCCCAAUCAGUCCUCCAAAAGAUGUUCCAGUGGAUUUACACAUCAAAGCUUUUGUAGGCUACAGAGGCAGUACACAUUUCCAUGUUUUUGAGCUAACCAGACAGCUGCCUCGGUUUUCAGCUUAUGCCCUGUGCAGUCCAGAUUCUGUUGCCGUACCACAAAGCUAUGUCAUUUUCACAAUCAAUGAAAGGGUGCAGAGGGUUGCAAUGUGGCUGAACCAGAAUUUCCUGUUGACAGAAGACAUUGAGUGCCAGAGUUCACUCUUUAAAGUGUGCUUUGUGUCUUUGCGAGGUGCUGGUCCACUCUUCAUUAGAAUGAAGCAAAAUGGACAGAUCACAAUAAACACUGAUGAUAUGGAUCUGGCUGGUGAUGUCAUCCAGUCCUUAGCAACAUUCCUGGCACUUGAGGAAUUGCAAGUGGAAGCAGAUUUUCCAGCGUACUUUGAAGAUUUGCGGAACACUUUAGUCCAGGUGGAUGACUACCACUCAGUACAUCAGAAACUAACUGCUGAGAUGGCCGAUCACUCCAACCUUAUUCGAAGCAUGUUAGUGCUAGCUGAAGAUGCACGCCUCAUGGCAGACAUGAAGAACAUGAAAAGGCAUUACAUGGAGCUUUAUAACUUAAAUAAAGACUUAAUAAAUGAAUACAAAAUACGCAGCAACAAUCACACAGAGUUAUUAAAUAAUCUGAAGCAGGUGAAUCAGGCAAUACAAAGAGCAGGUCGUCUAAGAGUGGGAAAACCAAAGACACAAGUAAUUACUGCUUGUAGAGAUGCCAUUCGGAAUAACAAUUUAAAUGCUUUCUUCAAGAUUAUUAGAGCUGGUACUGCUUCAUCAUCAUCGUAAGGACAAUGGAAAAAAAUUACAAUGUGAUACUUCUGAAUAUGGAAAUAGACUGUACCCAGACUCUUCUACAAUAUGUACCAAUGUUUUCAUCAUCUAAUAUAUGUACACACAAAAUUGUCCAUUACAGAGUAAACACUAAUUGGAACUACAUCAUGUCUACUUCAGUACAUACAGCAAAUAAAUAUCUGCCAGCCAUAUGUACAGAUAUAGCAUAUUGAUUGUAAUAUACAAUAUAUUUGUAAUUAUAAUUUUUUAAAUGCAUUUAAUACUUAAUGUAGUAAUUGUGACCAGUGGAUCUAACCUACCUGCCUCAGGGAAGUAGAUGGAAAAUUUGUUUUUUUUUUGUUUUAUAUUGCUGCAAUUUAUAUGGCAUUAACAAUCAAUGAAACACACUGUGCAGUGUUCCAACAUGACAGCAUGCAAGUUUGACCUUUUUUAACCAAAGCCAUUAAAUCACAUUGUGUGUGCAACAUGGAUGUAUUUGCUUUAAAAGAAAAAUUGUAAUGA